AUGUCCGAGCCAACAGAGGCCAAAGAAUUGGACUGGGCUAAUGACCCUGACAAUGCGAAGAACUGGUCGACAUCGAAAAAGAUCUAUAAUACCGCUGUGCCGGCUCUUCUUUGCAUGCUGAUAUCAUUCGGCCUCGCAAUUUAUUCCCCUUCUCAUACCAGCGUCCAACAUGAUUUCCGAAUUAGCUCCACCCUGGCUCUUCUCCCUUUCACACUAUAUGUAUACGGUCUCGCCUUCGGCCCAGCAGUCUCGGCACCACUCAGCGAAACAUUCGGACGACGAUUCAUUUACGUCUUCGUGACGCCGAUCGCAUUACUAUUCAUCCUAGGAGCCAGCUUCGCGAAAAACAUCGCAGCACUCGCAAUAUGUCGACUCUUGGCCGGGAUCACCAUCUCUGCACCCUUGGCCGUUGGCGCCGGAACCAUCAUGGACAUGUGGACAGGUCCACAGACAAACCGCGGCGUGGUCUUGAUCAUGACCAUCGCCUUUCUGGGACCGGCACUGGGUGAGCUCGUUGGAGGAUGGAUCGCUCAGUACAAGAACUGGCAAUGGUCACUCUGGACUACCUUGUUUCUUGGUGCGGGAGUUUGGAUCUUCGCUCUCGGCGCCCAGGAGACUUAUGCUACUCCCGUGAAGCGCCGCAAGGCCCAGAAACUUGGACUCCCGGUACCCCCUGCCCCGAUUCCAGCUGGUCUACCUGGAAUCCGUUUCUUGUUCACGGUAACGUUGGUGAGGCCGCUGUACAUGCUGGUCCGCGAACCCAUCGUGCUACUCUGCUCGCUCUACUCUUCUCUGAACUUCUCCAUUCUGUUCUGUUUCUUGGCGUGUAUUCCGCUAAUCUUCGAGACUACAUAUAAAUUUACGCCGGGACAAAGCGGGCUGGUACUGAUUGGCAUUGCGGUGGGGUGUGUUCUUGGAGGCACUGUUCUGGUUCUCUUGGACGCCUAUACCAUGAAGUUGCAUGUUCGGAAACUCAACACUGCAGCACCGCCGCCCGAGAGAAUGCUAUGGGGUGCAAUGAUAGGAGGCCCUUUCAUGGCAGCCUCGUUGUUCUGGUUUGCUUGGACCGCCCGGCCGGGGAUUCAUUGGAUCAGCAGCAUUAUAGCGACAGGUUUAUUUGGAUUUUCAAAUAUCCUCGUAUUCGUCUCGACAAUGCUUUACCUGACCAACGUCUACGGUGCCAAGUCUGGAGCAUCGGCGCUGGCAGCUAAUGGACUCCUGCGAUAUCUUGUUGGUGGCUCAUUCCCCUUGUUCACGAUACCAAGUAUGUCUUCCUGUGUUGUAUCCCCUGCGUACGUUUCUGACUUCUCAGUGUACAACAACCUUGGCUAUGAGUGGGCAUCAAGUUUGCUUGGAUUUCUGGCGGUAGCAUUUGCCUUCCUGCCAUGGAUCUUCUAUGUUUUCGGCAGCAGGGUUCGACAGUCUAGUGCCUAUGCUCCGGAUUUGAAGUAA
Penicillium olsonii is the source of this 1452-nucleotide messenger RNA. The record is from the annotation of a GenBank genome assembly. Lineage: Eukaryota; Fungi; Ascomycota; Eurotiomycetes; Eurotiales; Aspergillaceae.